AUGCGAUGGCCGCCAUGGAGCUCCGAGUCGACCAAUGACGAAAAACAAACGAGCUCAAGCUCCACAAAUUCCAUACUCGACUGGAAAGUCUACACAGAGCCGAGAACCUUGGUCCCAACCCUUGUCUUGACGAGUGGUAUUCUCCUCGCGUUACGGUUCCACCGCUCAUACCUGCGCAGAAUCCCCGACGCGCCCAGCAUCUCGUCGUCAUGGCUUCGACGCCGCAGUGUCUUCGGCCAAGUCACCAGUGUCGGUGAUGGAGACAACUUUCGCAUCUUCCACACGCCUGGUGGCCGUCUAGCAGGCUGGGGCUGGCUCCCGUGGAAAAAGGUCCCUACAAAAAAAAAGGAUCUCAAAGACAACACUAUCCAUAUCCGACUUGCGGGUGUCGAUGCCCCCGAGCUCGCGCACUUCGGUCGUCCAGAACAGCCCUUCGCGCGCGAUGCCCAUACAUGGCUAACGGCAUACCUGAGCGGGCGACGGGUGCGCGCGCUCGUCCAUCGCCAAGAUCAGUAUUCGCGAGUGGUAGCGAGUGUUUUUGUGAGGCGGGCGUUCGAUUUCCCACCAUUUCGACGUCGUGACGUGUCGUACGAGAUGCUCCGGCGUGGACUGGCAACUGUCUAUGAGGCGAAGAUGGGGUCUGAGUUUGGUGGGGAUAAGAUGGAAAAGAAGUAUCGGAAGGCGGAAUGGUGGGCUAAGAAGAAGUCCAAGGGGCUUUGGAAGGAUUAUAAGAAGAUCGGUGGUGAUUGGGAGAGUCCUCGAGAGUAUAAGACUCGGAUGGGGAUGGGCGAUGUCGAGAAGAAUGGGAAGAAAUGA
This is a messenger RNA of Penicillium salamii, 816 nucleotides long. The record is from the annotation of a GenBank genome assembly. Lineage: Eukaryota; Fungi; Ascomycota; Eurotiomycetes; Eurotiales; Aspergillaceae.